Hemibagrus wyckioides is the source of this 5404-nucleotide messenger RNA. RefSeq names its product UDP-glucuronosyltransferase-like. The record is from RefSeq and is a predicted model, not a curated record. Bases 193 to 1773 code for a protein of 526 amino acids. Gene Ontology annotation, molecular function: UDP-glycosyltransferase activity. NCBI's taxonomy places the organism in Eukaryota, Metazoa, Chordata, Actinopteri, Siluriformes, Bagridae. The transcript has 5 exons.
ACACACCGGCACGUUUCCACAUACUCCCCCACGAGGCCCCUCCUCUAUCCCAGAGGCUCAUAUUUCCUGUUGUGCUUGUGAAAACCUCAAUAGGAAUACUAAGUGUUCCAGUGCUGGACUUGUUCUUCUCACACUCCUGUUGUUUUACAUUCUUCUCCACUUUCAGUGAAAUCCUCUUCAUCUAGACUGACCAUGCUGAAAGUUCCUGGACUUCUUGCAGCUUCUUUUGGGCUGCAGCUUUUUCUCUGCAGCUUUUUUGGACCAGUGGAGGGAGGGAAGGUCCUGGUGAUGCCUGUGGACGGUAGCCACUGGCUGAGUAUGAAGAUCCUGGUGGAAGAAUUGUCUCAGAGAGGACACGAAAUGGUGGUCCUGGUUCCCGAGACCAGCAUGUUGAUCCAGGGUUCUGAGUCGUACAUGGCUCGGAGCUUUAAGGUUCCGUACACCAAAGCUGACCUGGAUGGCAGCAUGAAGAAGCUGAGGGAGAACAUCAUGAGAGAGCCGGAGUUUUCUGAUCUGUUUGAGAACAUCAUCGGGCUUCUGAGCUUCACCAACAUGCAGGUGAAAGGAUGCGAGUCGCUGCUCUACAACGAGGCUCUGAUGCAGGAGUUGCGUGAAAAACGCUUCGAUCUCAUGCUCACAGAUCCGUUCCUGCCUUGUGGCCCCAUCAUCUCCGAGGCGUUCUCUCUUCCCGCCGUUUACUUCCUGCGUGGUCUUCCCUGCGGAUUGGACCUGGAAGCCGCUCAGUGUCCGUCGCCUCCGUCCUAUGUCCCGCGCUUUUUCACCGACAACACCGAUGUCAUGACGUUUCCUCAGAGGGUCCAGAACGUGCUCAUGGCUGGAAUCGAGGGAAUCAUCUGCAAAGUGCUUUACACCAGCUUUGACGAACUCACCAGCAGAUAUCUCAAGAAGGAUGUUUCAUAUAGAAAAGUCCUUCAACAUGCGGCCAUUUGGCUUCAUCGAUUUGACUUCACCUUCGAGUACCCAAGACCUGUGAUGCCCAAUAUGGUGAGAAUUGGGGGCAUCAACUGUGCCAAGAAGAAACCUCUUCCUGCGGACCUGGAAGAGUUCGUGGAAGGCUCUGGAGAUCAUGGCUUCAUCGUCUUCACUUUGGGCUCCUUCGUGUCCGAGCUGCCUGAGUCCAAAACCAGAGAGCUUUUCAAUGCUUUCAGACAGAUUCCUCAGAGGGUUCUGUGGCGAUACACUGGAGUCAUUCCUAAAGACGUUCCUGAAAACGUCAAACUGUUGAAGUGGCUUCCACAGAAUGACCUCUUAGCACACCCCAAGGUCAAGGUGUUCAUCACACAUGGAGGAUCCCACGGUAUCUAUGAGGGGAUCUGUAACGGUGUUCCCAUGGUAAUGAUCCCCCUGUUUGGAGAUCAGAGAGACAACGUUCACCGCAUGGUGGUGCGAGGAGUAGCAGAGAGCCUGACCAUGUAUGACCUGACCACUGAGAAGCUGCUGGUGGCACUCAGGAAAGUCCUCAAUGAAAAAAGCUACAGGGAGAAGAUAACAGAGCUGUCUCUGAUCCAUAGAGACCGUCCGAUCGAGCCGCUGGAUCUGGCGGUGUUCUGGAGUGAGUUUGUGAUGAGAAACGGAGGAGCCGAGCACCUGAGACCAGCCGCUCACACCCUCAACUGGGUUCAGUACCACAGUCUCGACGUUGUCGGCUUCCUCCUGCUUGUUCUCGCAGUCGUCGUUUUUAUCACCGUAAAAACCUGCGCCUUCUGUUUCAGGAAGUGCUUCAGGAGGACUCUGAAGAGCAAAAAGGAGUAAAGUCACCAGAGAAUGUUCAGUAAACUAAUGAUGAUUGAUGUGUAAGACGUUAUACUGUGAUAAUUUAAAAUAGUUACACUGUCAUCAUCAUCGUGUUCGUUUUAAUAUUCAGAGGUGCCAAUAUUUCCGCUUUCGCCAACUCUAAAAAAACAAUUAUUCUUAACAUUUUCAGCAAGUACAUUACUCAAACAUGGGUCAAAUUCAUAGAAGGGGAAAGGACACAGGAUGUGACAGACAUACUUACUCACAUCACAUCAACUUCAUCCUGGUGAACUUGAUUAACGAACCUCUAAUUGUCAAGUCGAUAAUUAUCAAGUAUCGCACACUGAAUUUUUGCUUCUUUGUUUUUUUGUUUUUCUUAUAAUUGUUGCCUGAUGAAUUAGCUAGCUAACUUAAAUUUCUCUACUUUCUCUCCAAAAUCUCACCCUCCAGACCCAGCACACACCUAAAAUUAAAAUCAGUUCAUUUCCAAGAACGUUAGCAAGAAGGUGAAAUUCUUGUUUUUAAAAACAAACAAAAAAAGUAUUUUGCAUUUUGGAUCAACAGAAAUAAUGUUCAGGGUUGAGUAAUAAAAAGAAGAUAUAUAUACACUAUAUUGCCAAAAGUAUUCACUCACCUGCCUUGACUCGCAUAUGAACUUAAGUGACAUCCCAUUCCUAAUCCAUAGGGUUCAAUAUGACGUCAGUCCACCCUUUGCAGCUAUAACAGCUUCAACUCUUCUGGGAAGACUGUCCACAAGGUUUAGGAGUGUGUUUAUGGGAAUUUUUGACCAUUCUUCCAGAAGCGCAUUUGUGAGGUCACACACUGAUGUUGGACGAGAAGGCCUGGCUCUCAGUCUCCGCUCUAAUUCAUCCCAAAGGUGUUCUAUCGGGUUGAGGUCAGGACUCUGUGCAGGCCAGUCAAGUUCCUCCACACCAGACUCUGUCAUCCAUGUCUUUAUGGACCUUGCUUUGGUCACUGGUGCACAGUCAUGUUGGAAGAGGAAGGGGCCAGCUCCAAACUGUUCCCACAAAGUUGGGAGCAUGGAAUUGUCCAAAAUGUCUUGGUAUGCUGAAGCAUUCAGAGUUCCUUUCACUGGAACUAAGGGGCCAAGCCCAGCUCCUGAAAAACAACCCCACACCAUAAUCCCCCCCUCCACCAAACUUUACACUUGGCACAAUGCAGUCAGACAAGUACCGUUCUCCUGGCAACCGCCAAACCCAGACUCGUCCAUCAGAUUGCCAGAUGGAGAAGCGUGAUUCGUCACUCCAGAGAACGCGUCUCCACUGCUCUAGAGUCCAGUGGCGGCGUGCUUUACACCACUGCAUCCGACGCUUCGCAUUGCACUUGGUGAUGUAUGGCUUGGAUGCAGCUGCUCGGCCAUGGAAACCCAUUCCAUGAAGCUCUCUGCGCACUGUUCUUGAGCUCAUCUGAAGGCCACAUGAAGUUUGGAGGUCUGUAGCGAUUGACUCUGCAGAAAGUUGGCGACCUCUUCGCACUAUGCGCCUCAGCAUCCGCUGACCCCGCUCCGUCAGUUUACGUGGCCUACCACUUCGUGGCUGAGUUGCUGUCGUUCCCAAACACUUCCACGUUCUUAUAAUACAGCUGACAGUUGACUGUGGAAUAUUUAGGAGCGAGGAAAUUUCACGACUGGAUUUGUUGCACAGGUGGCAUCCUAUCACAGUUCCACGCUGGAAUUCACUGAGCUCCUGAGAGCGACCCAUUCUUUCACAAAUGUUUGUAAAAACAGUCUGCAUGCCUAGGUGCUUGAUUUUAUACACCUGUGGCCAUGGAAGUGAUUGGAACACCUGAUUCUGAUUAUUUGGAUGGGUGAGCGAAUACUUUUGGCAAUAUAGUGUAUAUAUAUAUAUAUACAAAUAAGUUUAAAUGCUGAACUUUAUAAUUUUUUUUGCUGUCUGCAGGAUUUUAACCCAUCCAAAGACUAGUGCUUCUCACAUGUGAAAUAUACAGUAGUAAACUUGGAGUUAGAGGUUUCACACUGUUCCUAAUUUCCCCCGGGGUUAACACUGAAUCCUGGAUCUUCAUAAUCUGACCUUUCACACUCUCACGUCUCAUGAUUUCACAUCAGUGAGGAAAAAAGAUCAGGUCUGUGUUUCUGCACUCAAAUCUUUCACAGCUUCAUCAUCUUUUUUACUCUUUUUAAGUUUGUCAUGUUGUCGUCCAGCUGAUUGUUUGCUGAUAUCCGACUUCCUCUAAUUUUUCAAUCAGUUCCUUAUUCAGUUUUCUUAUUAUUUGUGACUGAUAUCCAGUUUGUACUGAACAAACUUUUCUGAUCAUAGCUGCAAAAAUAAAACUCUCCUCUUCACUUAGACUGAUGCUGCAGCUACUGUUUACACGACACACAGGGACUCUACAAAUCACCUGAUACCAGGCUGAAGCUCUGUUUCUGAUAGGGUGUCUAUGCUAAGCAAAUAGCCGUAACAUUCCAACACCGCAUUGUUUCACACUGUACACGUUCAUCGUCAUGAUGUGGAGUUAAUGCUGUAAAAGCCAUGUGAAACCUUCCUCUACCCCGGGGGUAAAAGUGGAGUUUAGAAGCACAAUAAGGUUUUAGGGUGUGAUCAAAUUCAGUUUUCUUCUUUUCAGUAAUGUCAGCACCUCUGAAUAUGCUACAGAAUUUCUGGAAAAAAAACCCCAUCUCGUUUAGUUUUUAAGGAGAUGAAGAGAGAUAGGUGUAACUACUGACGGUGCUCCUCUUCACACAGCUGCAUUAAACAACCAUCUGAUUUCCCCUCAUGCUUCAUUUUCUUCUGUUUGAAACGUCAGAUUUGGUGUAGUGGGUUGGACGAUUUAUCACACCAUCAAUUUACGAUGCUGUUCUACCUCUAAAAAAAUCGCUACCUCCUGUGCUUCCAUGCUUGUAAACUUACAGGAGGCACAGAUGAAUGUUUCCUUUUAUUUUGAAGCGAAAGUCUUUAAACAUUGGCGUUUUGGCGCAGUCGGAAACUAACACCGUUAGCUAACACUAGCGAUCUAACUUCAACUGAGUAGCUAAACGACUAGCUGAAUGUAGCAUUACAUUUGAAUGAGCUAACAUGUUACCAAGUAUCCUAAUACAUUAUAUUUCUGGAUUCUGAUUGGCUGGGAGGUGUUGAUUCAUUUUCUAAAAUGGCAGCUCUGACAGUUGUUUAGACGUUUAUAUAAAGACGCUCGCUCUAAUAAAUUGUCUUUUCUAUAGUAACAGUGAUUUCUUCACUAAGCUGUUUGUUUGUUUGCUUGUUUUUAUUUUAUUCACAAACAAGAGAGGCUGUAGAGGGAUCGACUGGUUAUAGCUACUGCAACAUUAACUGUAAGAAGAAACAAUUGAAAUAUGAUGUGUUCUUUUAAUUGUAAUUGUUUAUAGCUGUGGCAUAAAAACAAAUCAUCACAUGCAAUAUUUUCACACACAGUGAUUUAUUUCUUAAUUAAUAAGAUCUGAACACACACUGAGCAUUUUUGUGAUUUUUGUUACUUAAUGAAGGAAACCAACAUUUUUUUGUGAAAUCCAACAUUUUUUGUUAACUUUUUUUCCUGUGUUUUGUCCUAAAGGUGUACAAACUUUUGCACACGGCUGCUUGUUGAUGCUGAAAUCAAACUUCUGUUUAAAGCUGAAAUGAUGAUGGGGUUUAAUAAAGUUUAAUAUUUUAUCUCA